AUGGAGGCUAAGGUUGAAGAAGCCGCCCACAGAAAAAAUAUUUCCGAAAAAGAUAUAGAAGCUGGAUUACUUGUAAAGAUAAUAUAUAAGGGACUUUUUUAUAUGGAUAUGGAGUUACAUGCACAACCCGAUGAAUCUACAAUUAAAUGUAAUGCUCCUCUACAUUUAAUACAUAAACACCGUUGUAUAUCGAAUUCAACAUCAUCUAUAGGUCAAAAUUCUAUCAAUGAGAUAACUGAUGAAGAAGAAAUCAAACAUAUUGAUGAAGAACAACAACAUAAUAAGGAGAGAGAACAAAAAAAAGAAAAAGAUCGUACUAGAGGAAAAGAUCGUAAAAAAGAUGAACGUAUGAGAGAUCGAAAAAGAAUUAAAGAAAGAGAUCGUGAAAUGGAAAUUGAACUCAUACGUAACAAUGCCAACCAGGCGAUUUCAGGGGCAUCCUCUUAUAACAUUAUAGAAUUAAAAGGACACAACGAAGAUGUGUUUUUAUGCGCAUGGAAUCCAAAAGACACUAAUGUCUUAGCAACAUGUGGUUCAGACGGCACUUUGCGAAUCUGGAAUAUUUCUAAUUGGCAAAAAAACAAUACGCAACCCACACUCAUUAAACAUUUGUUUAAUAAGUCUUCAGAAUCUGUUUGUUGUCUAGAUUGGAACCCAACUGAGGCUAAUACAAUAGCUAUUGCAUAUUCGGAUGGGUUAUUUUGUAUUUAUAAUUCUAAAGGGGCUUUGCGUAGUAGUUCUCGUCAAAAUUCAGUUUUAACGAUUAAAUGGAGCCCAAAGGGCGAACAUUUACUUACUGUUACUCAAGAUGGAUUUAGCAUUUGUACUGAUAAGCGUGGAAACACUGUUGGGCAGUAUAAGCACGAAAGUUAUGAUGAAUCAUUUGUUGCAAGUACAAAAAACAAUAUAUUGGUUUAUACCAUUAAUCAAGAAAAUCCUAUUAAAACACUAACUGGUCAUAAAGGUCCUGUCAAAUGUUUGGCCUACGAUAAUAGUAAGACUUACUUGGCAAGCGGCUCGUCAGAUUCUACGGUUAAGAUUUGGAAAGAAAAUAAAAAGGAAAUAGGUUCACUUAAUCAUGAAAGUGAAGUACAUGGUUUAGCUUGGUCCAAUUUAAAGACGACUAGCAAGAAAAAAGAAACAGGUUAUAUUCUUGCUACUGCUACAAAAGAUCAUAAAGUGACGAUAUGGGACACAGAGAAUGGUAAAAAACUUAAGGAGUUGAAAAACAAUCAAGCUAUUGUAUCUACACUCGAAUUUAGUCCGAACGGAGCAUUUCUAGCUCUAGGGUCGUAUGAUCAAACUUUGUUGAUUAUUGAUGCUAAAAGUUUUGAAACUAAAAUUUCAUAUAGAACAGAUUCACCAAUAUACCGACUUCAUUGGGACACAUUAAGCUCUAAAAUAGCGUUUAGUUUGGCAAACGGCAACGUAAGUAAAAUCCUAAGCCGUUAUUUAUUAUAUUAUAAAUCAUAA
Funneliformis geosporum is the source of this 1473-nucleotide messenger RNA. The record is from the annotation of a GenBank genome assembly. Lineage: Eukaryota; Fungi; Glomeromycota; Glomeromycetes; Glomerales; Glomeraceae.